Messenger RNA from Gymnodraco acuticeps, 2252 nucleotides. RefSeq names its product urea transporter 1. The record is from RefSeq and is a predicted model, not a curated record. The transcript has 8 exons. Gene Ontology annotation, biological process: urea transmembrane transport. Gene Ontology annotation, molecular function: urea transmembrane transporter activity. Lineage: Eukaryota; Metazoa; Chordata; Actinopteri; Perciformes; Bathydraconidae. Gene Ontology annotation, cellular component: membrane. The coding region runs from base 673 to 1824 and encodes 383 amino acids.
ACGAGGUUGCAGGAAUGCAUACAUAACAACAUCUUAAAACAUUUGAAAGGCAUUAGCAGUGUGUUAAAAGAAACAAAUCAUAAUGUCCUCUCAGAAAGAUCUGCUGCCCACUACACUUUCCUCCCCUGCAUACAUGUUCCGUAGAACAAAAAGCAGUAGAGAUAGCACGGUGAUAUAUUGCACCUUUUGGAAAGGCUUGAGAUAACAGAACAUGUGCUAAUGGUUUACAAAUAAAGGAAAGUCAAACAUUUGGGCGUACGCUGCCAUAAAAGGUGGAUGAGUAGGUAAAAUAGACAAACAGUGGGUGAAGGGAUGUCACAGUGGUGCUGGUAGAGAGGUGAUUAUGGGAUAAACGGAGCAGGAUCUCACUCAUCUUCAUUUGCUUCAGUGCUGCAGUCAAUGGACUUUGUUCUUCUGUGGAAUGGGUGCAAAGCCGAGUGAAUAUGUUACCCAACUAGCUUGUUUAUAAGUCAUCCCUUUAAGCCUCACCGGGGAGGAGAGAGGGAGAGGAGGAGAAGGUAAAAGGGAUGACUUGGAAAGAAGAGGAGGAAACGGCAACAGGAGAAAAACCAGAGGAGCAAGAACAAGCAAAACUAAGCAAAGUGAAACUGGGACCUUCCAACAACAUAUUUUUAAAAACGUUUUCAGUGCUGUGGUGCAGCAGCAGCAGGGAUGUGGAUGGAUACCAAAGCAGAGGAGAAGGAGGCGAGCAGGAGUCGUGCCAGCCUUGGCCAACGUGUGUUGAACGGUCUGCUGUUCUUUACUGGGGAUAUGGAGCACUUAAAUAAGUACAUGCAAGACAAAGUGUUUGGGCUGCUGCUAGCGGUGUGGGGCCUGAGAGGGGUGUCCAGGGUGAUCCUAGCCAACAACCCGCUGAGUGGAGCUCUCAUCCUGGCUGCUCUGUGCUGGGCCUCCCCCUGGCAGGCCCUGCUGGGGACUCUGGGAGUACUGACCUCCACGCUAGCAGCUGUUAUCAUGGGCCAAGACGGUGCUGAGGUGUCAGGAGGUCUCCAUGGGUUUAACGGCAUGCUGGUGUCCAUGCUGAUGGGGGUGUUCAGCUCGGCUGGAGACUGGUACUGGUGGCUGCUGCUGCCCGCCUGCUUGGGCUCAGCUACAUGUGUGUUUCUGUUCAGCGGUCUCGCCCCGCUGUUGGACCGCUGGGACUUGCCUGUCGCGGUGUUUCCCUUCAACAUCGUCAUCGUUCUCUACCUCCUUUGUACCGGCCCGUACAACCCCUACUUCCCGCACCACCCGGCUACACAUGCAGGGCCGAUGGAGAUCAACGCCACUGAGCUCAUGGCAGUGGAGGUACUGCGUGGCAUCCCUCUGGGUGUGGGUCAGAUCUUUGCCUGUGGGGCUCUGGGGCCCUCGCUCCUCAUCCUGGGGGCCGUCCUGCUCUACUCCCCCCUGCUGGCCGCCCACGCUCUGCUGGGAUCAGCAGUAGGAACGUUGGCUGGGUUAUCCAUGGCCGUGCGUCAUGAGUCUCUCUACUCUGGUCUGUCGGGCUUUAAUGGAGCUCUGGGCUGCAUGGCUGUUGGAGGACUCUUCUUCACCUUCAACUGGAGGACGCAUCUCUAUGCCAUCGCCAGCGCUUUCCUCUCUGCAUAUGCUGACAUCGCUCUGAGUAAUCUUUUGGGAACGGUUGGUCUCCCAGCAUGCAGUUGGGCAGCUACUAUGAUAGCCACACUGAUGUUGCUGCUCACCGGCAGUUUAUCAACGUACCGCAUCCCCAUGGGUCAGGUGAUGUCCCCUGAACACAACCUGCGCUCCCGCAAACAAUGGAAAGCUGGGAAAACCGCAGAAGGGGAGAGCACUAAUGUGUAACGUAUUGUAUCAGUACUAAGUACACGAUGGAUGGAUUUUCGGACGGGUUGGACCAUAGAAUAUGCAUUUUUAUUAUAAAUGUUACAAAUAUAUAUAUUUAUACAGUAUAUAUGUUCUUAGAAAACAUUGCCAUUCAUCAUAGUAACACAUUUUGUCCACAAAGUGGCAGUGUUCAGCAACUAGAUUCUGAAAAUGUUGGGUACAUAUAAACCUCUGUAUUGAAGUUAAACUAUUUUUAUAAAAUAUAUAUAACAAUUCUUUCCAAGUUUUGCUACUUGUGUUAUUCCAUUAUGCCAGUUUUAACUCACCACAUUGCAUACAAAGCCAAAGAAACAGCCAAUUUGAAGGGAAAUAAAUCUUUUAAUAGGCAUGAAAUUAACAAGUCGGUUCAAUAAAAUCAAUCGUUUUUAAGCGUAAAUAAAAACACA